Molecule: messenger RNA, 6343 nt
Organism: Mesocricetus auratus (golden hamster)
Lineage: Eukaryota; Metazoa; Chordata; Mammalia; Rodentia; Cricetidae
Gene: Prss16
Product: serine protease 16
Exons: 12
Coding region: 33-1562 (509 amino acids)
Biological process (GO): proteolysis
Cellular component (GO): endosome; lysosome
Molecular function (GO): serine-type exopeptidase activity; dipeptidyl-peptidase activity
Source: RefSeq, a predicted model, not a curated record
UGAACCUUUCCUUGCACAGAGUGCUAGACAGAAUGGCAGUCAAGGCUCCAUGGCUGGGUUUCUUGCUUCUGGUUUCCCUCUGGGGGCUGUCAGCUCCAGCCUUGCUUCUCAGGCGCCUGAGAGAACACAUUCAGAAUUUUCAAGAGAGCUCCAGCCUGAAUCCGGGUUUUGGUCUAAGCCAGGAUCAUGUGGCUGUCCCCAAACAAGGGUGGUUAGAGCAGCCACUGGAUCCCUUUAACGCAUCUGAUAGAAGAACCUUCCUGCAGCGGUACUGGGUGAAUGAUCGACACAGAGCUGGCCAAGACGCACCGGUAUUUCUGCAUUUAGGGGGUGAGGGCAGCCUUGGGCCUGGCUCAGUGAUGGCAGGGCAUCCUGUAGCACUGGCCCCUCCCUGGGGGGCCCUGGUGAUAAGCCUGGAACACAGAUUCUAUGGUCUGAGUAUGCCUUCUGGGGGCCUAGAUAUGGGCCAGCUUCGAUACUUGUCCAGCCGCCAUGCGUUGGCUGACGUGGCCUCCGCCCGCCAGGCGCUCUCCCGCCUCCUCAACGUGUCCUCCUCCAGCCCUUGGAUCUGCUUCGGAGGCUCCUACGCUGGCUCUCUGGCCACCUGGACCCGGUUGAAGUUCCCCCAUCUAGUCUUCGCCGCCGUCGCCUCCUCCGCACCGCUGAGUGCGGUGCUGGACUUCUACGCCUACAACGAGGUGGUGGCCAGAAGCUUGACGCAAGUUGCGAUAGGAGGAUCGCAAGAGUGUCUGGCAGCCGCCUCCGCAGCCUUCGCAGAGGUGGAGCGGCUUCUGCGCGCAGGCCCAGCAGCUCAGGCUGUGCUGAGAGAAGAGCUGGGCGCCUGCGGGUCCUUGGAUCUUACUGAAGACCAGGGGGAGUUGCUGGGGGCGCUGCAGGCGCUGGUGGGAGGUACCGUGCAGUACGACGGGCAGGCGGGAGCGCCGUUAAGUGUGCGCCAGCUCUGUGGGCUCCUCCUCGGGAACUCCGGCAACCGCAGUCGCUCCACGCCCUACCUUGGGCUUCGCCGAGCGGUGCAGAUAGUCUUACGCAGCAUGGGCCAGAGGUGUUUAAGCUUUUCCCGUGCAGAGACAGUGGCACAGCUGAGAACCACCGAACCUCAAGUAUCUGGCGUGGGAGACCGGCAGUGGUUGUACCAGACGUGCACUGAGUUCGGCUUCUAUGUCACCUGUGAGGGUCCUCAGUGUCCCUUUUCCCAGCUCCCAGCACUGCCCUCCCAUCUAGAUCUGUGUGAACAAGUGUUUGGUCUCUCAGCUGCAUCUGUUGCCCAGGCUGUGGCCCAGACAAACAGCUAUUAUGGUGGCCAGACCCCUGGAGCCACCCAAGUACUGUACGUUAAUGGGGACACUGAUCCCUGGCAUGUGCUAAGUGUAACACAGGACUUGGGACCUUCUGAGCCAGCCCUUCUAAUUCCUAGUGCCUCCCACUGCUUCGAUAUGGCACCUAUGAGACCUUCAGACUCUCCCAGCCUCCGGCUGGGGCGCCAGAGAAUCUUCCAGCAGUUACAGGUCUGGCUUAAAGAUAUAAAGAAGAACCAGGAUUGAUGUGGGGUCUAAACCCAGUCCUUUACCAGUCCUGGCAUGGCAACUGCAUCCUGGCAUUUUUCCCCACUGCACAAAAGAAAUCAUUUGGUUUGAAAGGAGGAAGUCCAAAGACUUGGAAUUCAGUGCCUGUUCUGUGUACCUGUUCUUCACUCAUCCUCAUUGCCACCUAGAAGUUGUGGCUUAUCACAGAUCAGUGUAAAUGUAGGACAGUGAUUACUGUCCCGCAGGCAUGCAUAUUCUGUGUGGUAAAUGUCAGGGAAACAUGGCUCUCCAUGCUGGAGCUUUCUACUCAUUCUGCCUUCUUGCUUCUGAACUGGACACCUACUGCACAGGACUCUCCUUCUGUUUCUCUGGGGUCUUAGUCUGCAGUAGCUAAUUAUUGUCAACUUAACUAAAUUUAGAAUCAUCAUGUAAACAACUCUGGACUGUCCUUGAGGACAUAUCCAGCAAAGUUAUACUGAAAAGACUCACCUGAAGUGAUAGUAACAUCCCUGAGGUCCCAACUGAGUAAAAAGGGAAACUGGGUGCCAGUAUUCAUACCUCUCCGCUUUCUGACUGUGGGAAUAAUGUGACCAGUUGUCUCAUGCCCCUGCCACCAUACUUUAGCCACUAUGAUGGACUGUAUCCCUCCUUUCUUAAAUGUUUCUUAUUAGUUAUUUGGUUGCAGCAGCAGAAAAGGGAGCUAAUAUAAUCUGCCUCUGUCUUUUAUGUGUUUCUAGCUGGAGGAAAUGGCUGCACAGUACUUCUCUUUCUCUGUUUCCUUUGGUCUUCCUUUUAGUACCUUCACUCCCUCCCUCUCCCGUAAUCAAAUGUCACUCUCCAGUAUUUCUUGCUUCCUGCCUAAAAUGUCUUGAGUUCUCGGUCAUCAUCCCUAGUUUGGGGACAAGUCCCAAGCCAACUCUUAGGCUGUACCAGAGAUCACUCCUCUGAGCAGCAACCACCAAUAGUAGGAAGGAACAAGUCUAGAAUGGCAGCCUCUAAGAAGCAGGUCAGUAAAGGAAGGCAGGUGUUGAAGCCUGUUCCAACGAGUCAUCUGGGUUACCUGAAACGGGGGUUAAGACAAAGACAAAGAUAACCAGACAGAGUCGGUACUUCUCAGCACACCAAACAUAUAUGAGUUUAUUUCAGAACCUGUUUGUUUAUGUACUAAGGGCAGAAGGCAGAACAAAGCACAAUAUAGUCAGUUGACCACCUCCUAAUCCUUUCCUUGAGCCAAGGAACUGGCAGUCUCAUUAUCUUCUCACGUGUCUCUGACUGCCUGCAGUUUCAUUUCCUAUCACACUGUACAUCUGGCUGCAUCAGCAGCCUGCAUCUUAACUAGAUACUGUGUCAUUUCUCAUGAGCUUAAUCAAAACUUUCUCACAGCUCAAGGAGACUGGAGCAAGCAAGCUGAACUUAUAAGUCAGAAUAGACUCAAGAUGGAAAUUGAGUCACUUGUGAGCUCCCACAGGAGGGUUAGAAAGAAAAGGUGUAUGUAACUAGAGAACAAGUUUCAUCACUUAAUGCUAGCCUUAGUUCUGCUCACAGGAGCUACCCUGGAUCCUUUAUUGGCCUCUAACCACAGUUUAAAGAAAAAAGAUAAAAAUCUCAAACAUAGCCCCCCCCCUUUACCUACAUGCUCCUAAGAGGUUGUCACUCUCCCAGACUUGCAAAGAUAAAAAUGAAACUACAACAACUGAAAAAUGUCUGCAUGGCAAAGGAAACAACAAAAUGCAAUGGUUGCCCAGGGGCUGGGAGAAAACAUACAACUCAUGUGUCAUAUAAGGGGUAAUAUAAAAACAUCAGGAAAUCACACUCAAUAACAAAAGUAAUAGUAAAACAGGCAAAGCUGGGUGUGGUGAUGCACAUCUGUAAUUCCAGUACUCAGGAAGCUGAGGCAGAAGAAUAAUGAGUUGACCAUUAGCCUGGGCUGUACACUGAUCUCCAGCAGUUUGGAAGCACGAAGUUAUUCUCAAAGUUUCUUAAUUUUCUCCUUGUUAUUCUCGAAAAAUAAUUUGCAAUCAUAGACAGAAACUGACUAAACACUUUUCCAAAGGAAGCACAAGAGUGGCCAUUCUCACUGACAUUAAUCACCAGAGAAAGCAAAACAAACCAGAGGAGGCAGCUUGCAGCUUGCACACCUGUUGGGAUGACACUUACUAAAAGUACAAGAGAAAGCAAGUGUUGGUGAGGAAGUGGAGAAAAGGCAGCCUUACACAUUGUUAUGGGGACUGUAAAUUACUACAGAUAUAAUAGAAAACACUAUGGACAAGCCGAAAAGCCUCAAAAAUGAUAUGACCCAGCAACCCCUUUAUUGCGUAUAUUUACAAAGGAAAUUCAAAAUUUAAAAGGUGGCAGAGGAAGAAAUCCCAACCAACAUCCUUUCUUCUCUGGGAUGUGGGACUUAGCUCCUCACAGUGUCUGGGACAGGAAUCCCCACUCCACCUACACCCACAGGGUCGUCUAGCCCAUGGGAUAGCAAAGAGACAGGCUGUACUCCUAUGAAGGUCACCAACUGUUGACCUCUUCUAUCUCUGGUGUGGAGGGUAAAACAGGAAGAACUUUAUUGCUUAAGAUUUUUUGGAUUUACCUGGAGAAAUUUGGGAGGAUGCAUUUGUGCCUGGUGUCCUGGUGUGCACUUUCUGUAGAUUGGGAGACAUGGGAUGGUGGGUAACUCAGCCGGAAUACAAAGCUGUGGAUCCUAACACACAGCUAUAUCUGUGGAUGUUGCCAACUUGCCUAGCCAAGAACAAAAUGUAAAUGCCCAAGCCAUAGCUUAGUAAUCAAAAUGCUUCUACUGAAGCGUUGGUGUGAGACUGGGAAUGGAGUCCCUCGCCACAGUGCCAGCUUAGCCUUUAGGAGAUCCUGGGUUCCAUCACCAGCACCACAAAAGAGAACAUGGUAGAGAUGCUGGGAGAGGAGGAGUAUGAGGUAUGGACCACAUGGCAAUCAUUGCUGCAGAAAAAAUUCCAGAACUUCGACAUUACAGACUUCAUUACAGACUCCAGCAUUCUUUUACUUUCGUUUUAAAUGAUUCUCAUUACUGUGGGGCCCAGAAGAGCUUAGGCAUAUUGCUUGCUGCCUGCUGCCAUGGCAGGCUUAAUAAAAGUCAGCUAAAAAGUAGGUCUGAUUUCAGUUUACUGGCAGACAGUAGCAGGUUCCAGUAAAAGUCAUAAGUUGAUACCAUCCAGAGAGGGCCAGCAUCUAAGGGGAAGUACCUGAUAUUUCAAACAUCCCAACCAUUAAAUACGAUUAGAUAAGAUCACUGGAUGCCCUUGAGCCCAGCAUGUACCUAUUCCCCUUUCAUCUAGACACUCCUAGACAAAUGCCAGCCAAUCAAGGUCUUGAAGCAUGAAAAUUCCUUCACCCCCCAACCUCUACUAUGAUUCAAAAAACAAAAAAACAAAACUACCCCCCACUGAGGCUGGGCACUCUCUGCUCACAACCACUGUUUCUGGACAAAGGUUCUUUGCUUUUGUGCAGACUCUGGUGGUUUUAGGGAGACCCCUCAAUCUGGGGUCUAAUGAUUAUUUGUAAUGGGAGUUUUUUAUGCUUUUUCCUUUGGGAAAUUUUAUGUAGACUUUGAAGGAUGAAGAUGUUUAAAAUGGCAGCCUCUUUAAACAAAAUAAUUCUUUGGAAAAAAAUCCCCACCACCAUGGAACCAGAUAGCUAGAUGAUUCUGCACACAGGAAUCCCAUGGUGCCUUCUUGAUUACACCAAGAACCGGAAAGUUAGAGAUUUAAUAAUCAGACACACCUGUCACCAUGGAUGAAUGCAAUUAGGGAACAGCUCAAUGCUUAUGCUGCAUCUGCAUCUGACUCCUUGAAUGAGAAUUGCUUUUAAAUUGUAGUAAAGUAUCUAGUCCCAAGAAAUCCUUUUCUCAAGGUUAGGUGUUUGGAUAAGAGCCUCCAUUCCCUCAGGGCCUGGAAGAAAGUGUCUGCUUGCUAAAGGGAGUCAUUCUCCUUAUCUCUGGCAGGAAGAAUUUAUGGCCCUUCUAUUAAUGUAGGAGGGCUCCUGGGUACAGUUACUGAACUUUGGAGACAUUUUGAUACUUUGAAGUAUUUAGAUACUUGCUGAACUUAUCACUUUUGUCUCAGGAAAAAUGCUGUAAUGAAGUUAAUGGCCACUUUUGUCCCUCAAUCUUUGAUCCUGCUUUCAAUCUUGCUUGUGGCUAAACUAUUGAGUAUAAAAAGUGUAGCCUUAAACUGGGCGUUGGUGGCGAACGCCUUUAAUCCUCCUAGCACUUGGGAGGCAGAGGCAGGCAGAUCUCUGUGAGUUCGAGGUCUACAGAGCGAGUUCCAGGACAGCCUCCAAAGCCACGAGAAACCCUGUCUUGAAACCCCCCCCCAAAAAGUGUAAACACUGGGGCAGCCAUCCCUAUUUGCCCUCAAAUCAUUUCAGUUCCCAGUUCCUCAUCCGCCUCCCCACUCCCCCACCAACUCCACAACUCCUCUUUGGGACUUGAACCCUUCUGGAGCUGAACUCCAGCAGGCAUGGGCUCUGGUUUUGUUUUGUUUUGAAUUCAGUAAUUUGGAAUAUGUGAACUUAAAGAGAAAAAUAUAGAGCCAAGAGAUUUUAAGGGGGGUUGGGGAAGAGGGCAGAUGGUCAUUGGAUAGAUGGACAUGAAAGCAGAAGGAGGACUACUAUUGCGGAGAAGGGAGACCAAAAGGAGGUGGUCAGAGGGCAAUGAGGAAGGGGAUGAAUAAGAGUGUAUAAUAGUCUUAUGUAUGACAAUUCCAUAACAAAACUCAUUACUUUGCAUGCUAAACUACAUAAAAAUAAAAGUAAAAAAUAGGAAGAAA